AUGCCAUACACCACCACUCGCCGCGUCCUGUUCAAUCCUACGAGUAUUCCGAGUCUUCGCACAAAGAAACCUCACACGAGGGAUAUUUAUAAUGCUACCUCUCUGCUUCGGGUGGGAUUAGGGAAGGGGACGGUAAAUUCAGGAUGGAAAUGUGCGAGAGGAAGUGUGAGGAGGGAGAGUACGCAGAUUGGGGAGGAUGCGACGGGGCAUAUAAAGGCGAAUGCUAAUGAGGGGAUUUUGUUUUUUGAUAGUAUGUUAGAUCUGUUCCAUAUCCGUGUUGUAGAUAAUUAUGAGAGUAUUCUAGAGUUUUUUAUUGGAACACUUGCUGAUUAUGGUGAUUGUGUAGAUGUGUUCCCACUUAAGCUACGAUUUCUACUGCAUUUGCCGCUGAGAGGUGGGAGAAAUCUCUCGGAUAUGAUGUGGAGGUAUAAUAAUACGGCUCUGAGUCGUUAUGAUCCUUUGAAUUUGGUGAAGAGGGCUAUUCCAGAGUCAAUUCCUUUGAAGGUUACGGAGAUACUUCCGAGGCUGAAGGAUGGGUGGGUAUUUUCCUGGUACUAGGGAUGGAUAGGAGCUUACUGUGGGCAGAGGUGCUUUUGUGAAAUUCCAACAUGAGGGUGGUGUUACGGCUCAGGAAAUUGAGAGUUAGAAUUGCAACCACCCUUCAAAGAGGGUAGAGCUAACAGGACAUAGGUCGUCUCGCAACAUACCUACAAGAAAACCCAAUAAAACCAUGGUACAACCCCUUCUCCCGGAUUCGAGCCAAACUAGUCGUCGGAAAACCCUGGUUAGAAGAUCUCUACCGCUUUCCAAGUCGCAGAAUUAAAAUCGAAUUCGUUCCUGCAACAUCUGGUAAGGAAGCCGCGGAAUUAUCACAAGAAACAAUUUACAGUCUAUUCCGUCGCUAUGGGAAACUUUCGGAAAUCACUUCCCAGCCAUCCGACUCAAAGGUCCUACCCAAAUAUGCUUAUGUGGAUUUCAGCAAGAUGCGCCAAUCCAUCAUGGCAAAGAAUUGUCUGCACGGCUUCAAAGUACUGGAAGAAGAGGGUGGUGGAGCCGCAGCAACGAAAUUACGACUUUCUUUCGAGCAGAAGAUCAAAGCUCAUUUGAUUAGAGACUGGAUUGUGAAUCAUCCGCGAGUCGUGAUACCUGCUGUUGCGGCGCUGCUUGCUACUGUCACGGUUGCAGUUUUCGACCCUAUUCGGACAUUUUUCAUCAAGGCCAAGAUUGACCACUCGUUUCAACUCAACGAGAAUAAGAUCUACAAGUGGUUCAAGAGUCAAGCUACUGAUAUUCUUACCUUCCGUAAGCCGAAAGAGCAAGAUGUUAGCCUUGGUGCUAUUUGGGAUGAUCGGAAGGAAAUUAUUGAUCAAAUUCAAACUUGGCUUAUGGAAACAGCCGACACAUUUAUCGUGAUCCAAGGCCCUCGCGGGUCCGGGAAACGAGAACUUAUUCUUGACCAAGCACUGAAAGGGCGGAAAAACACAUUGAUUAUUGAUUGUAAACCAAUUCAAGAGGCACGAGGUGAUAGUUCGACGAUUGCUGCUGCUGCGAGCGAAGUGGGAUAUCGCCCUAUAUUCUCGUGGAUGAAUAGUAUUAGUUCAUUGGUUGAUCUUGCGGCUCAGGGGACUAUUGGAGUAAAGAGUGGUUUCAGUGAGACGCUUGAUGCGCAGCUCGGGAAGAUUUGGCAGAAUACCAAGGUUGCCAUGAAGCAGGUUGCUUUGGCGCAUCGAGAUGAUGAUGAUAAAGAUGCGAAUCUUUCUGAUGAUGGUAAGGCUUUCUCCUUGGCAUCCACCCUCCGUUUCUCUUGGAACUUGAUACUAAUGCAAGAAUAGAUUGGCUAGAAGCUCACCCGGAAUACAGACCUGUUGUAGUGAUAGACAACUUCCUACACAAAUCAGAAGACUCUUCCCUGAUCUACGACAAGCUCUCCGAAUGGGCCGCUUCUCUGACAACAACUAACAUUGUGCACGUCAUCUUUCUGACAAACGACAUUUCCUACUCGAAAUCCUUGUCAAAAGCACUCCCUGAUCGUGUAUUCCGCCAAAUCGCCUUAGGAGACAUAUCCCCCGAAGUAGCAAAACGUUUCGUCAUAACUCACCUUGACUCCGAUACAUCUUCCAAAAAGAAAGGUCAUGAAGCGGAGAGCGAUGAAAAGGCCCUGACGCCCUCCCAACGCCGAGAAGACCUUAUGGAACUAGACGGCUGUAUAGAUGUCCUCGGUGGUCGUCUCACAGACUUGGAAUUCCUCGCGCGUAGACUCAAGACCGGACAGUCCCCCAACCGUGCAGUAACCGAGAUAAUUGAGCAGAGCGCAUCUGAGAUUCUGAAAAUGUAUUUACUUACCACUUCUUCCUCCCCUUCCUCGGGAUCAGGCGAAGGCAAGAAAUGGACCCCCGAACAAGCAUGGUACCUCGUCUCCAAACUCGCCAACGAAGAAGCCCUCAAAUACAACGAAGUUCUCCUCUCCCCCACCUUCUCCUCCUCCCUCACCGCAUCGGCAUCCAACCCGGAAUCCGUCCUCGAAGCCCUCUCCGCCGCCGAACUCAUCACCAUCAAAACCUACAAAGGCCGACCGCAGAAGAUCGUCGCGGGCAGACCGGUCUACCAAGCUGCCUUCCGACAACUAACCCAAGAUAAGGUCCUGAGAAGCAGGCUGGAUCUCAGUGUUCUUAAGGAGCUGAGUAAGGUUGAGGAGAAGGCUAUUGAGAAGGUCGAGGCGGAGCUGGCUGUUCUUGGGGCUUUGCCGAAACAGCCUAGUGAGGUGGGGCCUAGGGUGCAGUUUUUGUUGGCGAAGUUGGCGGGGAGUCAGAUGAAGGUUGAGGGGUGGGAGAAGGAGAUGGGGGUUCUUAAGAAGGUGCUGGGUGAGGAGUUUUAG
Messenger RNA from Hymenoscyphus albidus, 2875 nucleotides. NCBI's taxonomy places the organism in Eukaryota, Fungi, Ascomycota, Leotiomycetes, Helotiales, Helotiaceae. The record is from the annotation of a GenBank genome assembly.